ACUGACACAACGGUUAGGCGCUUAACAACUUCGGGUUCCGUGUCUAGUCAGGUAGUUGGUGACGGAUCUCAUUUUAGUCAGUGACUGGUUUUACUGACCGAACGCGUGAUCCUAUGUCGGAUGGCAGCACUGCCCUCGCCGGUUCGAUGGGUCAUCGAUAAGUUUUGCUUAGACAAACGUCAAGUGACCAUUGACGCGAGCGGAUGGGAAUUUUGCGCCAUUGAUGUUACCCUGCAAAGGAUCUACGCAAAUGAAAAACGUCGAAACAUCGAACUAACGGACAUUGAAAAUUUCAUGGGACCACCAGGUCGCCACAGGAUAGCACGGACUAGUUUUAGUCUAGCCUCGGAUACGUCAGAAUGAGAACGUUCCUUAGGUAAACCUGGAUGAUAGUUUGUUCUAUGGAGCCGAACAAGAAACUGUUUUUAUCAAUCACUGGAAUUGUAUGCAGGUACUUGUAAAGUGGGAAAUAAAUAAAAAGCAGACGCUACCCAAAAGCGGUGGAUUGAGUGACGGUGCGCCUAACGCUCAGGUAGGGGCGUGCGAAGGACUAACUACUGGCAAGUUCCCAGAAGUGUUUAUUACUUAGGUAGUAGCAAAUGGACAAGUGGAGGUUUUGAAGAUGAAAAGGUACGCGGAUGUCAGCACAGUGGAUAUAUUCAACCUUUUGGAGACCGGUCUGUAAUUUAAACGGAGAGAAUGUGGCUCCAUCCGUGUUUGUGGCUUGAAUUUAUCUACUUCCUCGCGCAUUCACCACUUUUUGCUAACGGCCAACAUAGUUGUUUUGGAGGCAUCGAGAGUUUUGAGAAGACGACUGGCGUCGGUUAUGGAGGUCAGGUUGUGGGUACCACCAUACUCCAGCAGCAGGACUCGGCCUUGACGCGGGACUGCGUCAAUCUAUGCAAGCAACAGUCACAAUGUAACUCAUUUACUUUAAAUUAUGUUGGCUACAAGUGCACAUCGUUUCAAGUCACCUCACAGGGCCGUCGAGAGCUGUUGGUCGACAAUCCUUCGCUGAACUACUUCGAGAAGAUCUGUUUUCGCGGCGUGCAGAAAAAUACGUUCGAUGCGCUCUGCGGCGACCGCCUAUGGGCGUUCGAACGUGUCAAGGAGUCAUACCUCGAGGGUUUCAUUGACAGGGAGGAGAGCAACGUCAAAGAUAAGGAAGAAUGCGCCAAGAUGUGUUUACUUGAAGAUAACUUUCCCUGCCGAUCAGCUGACUUCGACGAAGUUCAAAAACUCUGCAAACUAAGCCGAGAAGAUCGGCGCUCUCAGCCUCAGGCCUUCCGACAGGUACCCGGUUCGUCCAGGGACUACCUUGAAAAUCAGUGCUCAGCUACAGCUCCGACAUCGUGCCGAUAUGAGACCCGUGUUGGUGUAGGAGUCGUAUCGAUGGACCUGUUGCAGUUCGCGCAAGCCGUCGAUGAUUGCCAGGGCCAAUGCGACCGCGAAACAACGUUUAACUGUAGAGCCUAUUCCUAUAUGGAAAAUCGAUGUUAUCUAUCCGGGGACGAUACGGUCUCGCUUAGUCAGAGUGGACUUCCACCGCUUACCAAUGCCGCUUACGGAGAGAAAAAAUGCAUUACAGAGCAAUGCACGCUGGGCGUGUUCACGUAUGAGAAGAUUACUGGCUUUGUAAUGCGUUCAGCUGCUAGAACUGCUAUCCAGCUGUCGAGUCCCGGUGCAUUGGGAAACACCCUCGAGUGUCGACAGUUUUGUCAGAGCUCCGGCCUUGACUGUCCAGCAUUUAGCGUCAACUACCAGAACAUGCGAUGCGACAAACUCGAUCGUAACUCGCAGGGUCGAACGCAGGAACUGAGCCCUCGGGCGGGCGAAAACUAUUUCGAGAAAAUUUGCCUACGAGGCAACUUUGCCACGGCGUGCCAAGGAAAAGCGUGGGCCUUUGAGCGCGUGCUGGGCAUGGAGCUAGUGCCAACGCUUUAUGAGAAAAGUUUUUCACAUGUACUCAGCAGACGCGACUGUGAGGAACAUUGCCUAAAUGAGCAGGCGUUUAAUUGUCGAUCAGCCGUAUACUUCGACGAUACGGCUGAGUGUCGUCUGAGCAGACACGAUCGUCGGACACAACCCGAUGGCGUCAUCAAGACGAGCAAUCCGCGCAUUAAUUACUUGGAGAAUCAAUGUAUUGAAGAAACGCCGACGUGUCCCUAUGAAAAAACGGCGGACGCGUAUCCAAUUUAUACUGAUGUAGUGGCGACGACUGGUAUCGUUUCCGAACAGGCGUGCGAGUCGUUCUGUACAACGUAUCCUAAUUUCCAUUGUCGAAGCUACGCCUAUUACCCUUCUAAUGGACAGUGCUUUAUCUCUGGCGAUGACCGCGCCUCAGCGGGACCCGGAAGCACAAAUUCUCGCCCAGGCAUCCUUUUCUAUGAGAGAGCAUGCAAAGACAAUGCAGCACAGACCGUGUCAACGGGAUCUCCUCUUUCCACUGAUACCGGAUUAAACACGAUUCCACCCGGAGUAGCAACCCGAGGCCCACCACCGCUACCUAGCCCGUCCCCAUCUGUAUCCACUCUCUACCCACCUCUAGUCCAGUCGUGCCUAGCUGGCGAAAAAAUGACAUUUGCACGUGUCUCGGGUUACGAAUCCGCGGCUCGUCCUGGCGCUAUUUUGCUAACUUCGCCGUCAGACGGUAUGACCAAGGACUGCUUACUUAAGUGCCAGCAACGAGAGGAUUGUCGAAGUUUUACGAUUGAUUAUAAACGUCACGAGUGUUUCAUCUCGGGCUACUAUAGGGCUACAACACCGGCGCAUUUACGGCCGGCUCCCGCCAAAUCAUAUUUCGAAGGAAUCUGCGUCAGAGCUAAUGUGCCUUGUGGUGGCCGAUUAUGGGCGACGGAACGGUUGGUCGACCAGGAAUUGGCGGGAACUUAUCCCCGUGAUGUGACCCGCUAUAUUUCAAUGCAUGAUUGCGAGCGACGCUGCGUCGAGGAACGAACAUUCAUUUGCAAAGCGGCCGUUUUCGACGUCAAUCUACAAGAAUGUAAACUGUUCGCCGAAGACCGGUCCCAUCGUGCCGCUAGACUCACCUACGGCCGCGGAAUGUACUACAUCGAGAAUCAAUGUGCUAUCUUGACGGCACCCUGCAAAUAUACGGCGAUCGAACGCGACGUUUACAUGACCCACAUCACCCGCAUAGUGCACGGUGUUACUUCAACGUUCCACUGCGAACUAGAGUGUAACCGCGAAUCAGACUUUAAUUGCAGAAGUUACACUUACGUCGAAAAUGGAAGUCUCGGCCCUCCACAGUGUCUACUUAGUGCAGACAAUCGUCAGGCUGUUUCACCCGGUAUCCUCGAGUAUCGCUCACGUUCGUUAUACGCCGAAAAGGAUUGUCGGGAGAGCAGUGUGACUACUUUAUCGUCUGAUAACUAUAAUGGACGAACUACCCAGGACAAGCACCGCGGGAGUUUACCAGGGAGCCAUCCGAGUGGCUCAACGCCAUCACCACGUCAACCGUCGCCCGCUAAUCAGGUCCACACCGGCUUUCCCAGCAGCGACUCACCGACGUUCUGCUCGUUCGACCAGUACACGUAUGAGAAGACUAUUGGAUAUAAUUUACGGUUUGCGCCCCGGGAUCGCAUUCCGACACGUGCCACAGUUGGUGUUGUGAGUGACGCCUAUGCCGAAUGCCAAAGGCUGGGUGACCGAUGCAGAUCAUUCGUUGUCGAAUACGGUGAUUUCCAGGUCGCCUCAUGGCUGCCUUUGGCUGCGGAAGACAACAGAAAUGCCUUGUCGGUCCAAACAAACGCAGCCUAUUUCGAGAAAGUCUGCUUCCUAGAGCGACACUGCCAUAAGUUGUGGACGUUCGAAAGGAUGAUGAAUUUCGAGAUGAGAACCACACCCGAACGGGAACUGUCUGGCAUAAGACGCCGAGCCGAGUGUGAAGAUUAUUGCCUUCGGGAACGAGCCUUCAUCUGUAAAUCUGCCACGUAUCAACAAAGUCGGCAACUCUGUUUGCUCUACUCAGAGACACGACGUUCGAAGGCAAACUCUGUGCAGAGGACUAAUGAAGACAUAGACUAUUUGGAAAAUAUGUGCGCUCCAGAGUCGGCUUCGACCUGCGUCUACCAGGACACAUUAGGUCGCUUUCUACCUGUCAUCGAUCGGCUAACUCAUGCGUUUACAAUUCAAGAAUGCCAGCGCCUAUGCGACCUAGAGCGUCGUUUUCCUUGUCGCUCUAUUAACUACGAAAGCGUACACCACGAUUGUGCUCUCAGCUCGGAGGACCUUGCCAGCUACCCGCUAGGAAAUGGAGGACUAAUCUAUAGACGAUUCUCUAUAUUCAGCGAAAAGGGUUCCUGUGAACAAGUGAGCGUUCAGUGCAAUCAACAGGACAUGGUGCUGACUCUUAACUUCGACAUGCCGUUCCACGGCCGAAUUUAUUCGCGAAACAAUCCAAAUCAAUGUUAUGUAAUGGGCAAUGGCCAAACACAGAUGCAGUAUAUUAUCUCGCUGGGAACUCGGUGCGGUACUACCACCGAAGGCCCGGGCAAAUACGUUAACGAGGUUAUGGUCCAACAGCACCCAGUUAUUAUGACCGACACGGACAGAAACAUUCGGGUCGUAUGCUCGUUUGAAGCCAGCGAUAAGACCGUCACGUUGGCAUCGACUCUCGCUAGAAACAGCAUCGCAGGGCCAUUUGGAGGCGCCUCCGGGCUUGAUGUGACAACGGGCCAUCGACCUACUUUAUCAUCGAUUGUGGCUAACACUGCGCCUCCACCGACGGUCGGCAUGCGUAUUGUCGAUCACCUCGGCCGUGACGCCAACGCCGUUGGUCUUGGCGACGAGCUGACGCUGAUUAUAGAAAUCCGGGAUCCUGAAUCGGCAUUCGCGAUAUUUGCGCGUAACCUAUACGCGCGCAGCUCCACCGGCGAGUCCCUGUUUUUGAUCGACGAUCGCGGAUGUCCCGUCGAUGCAGCCGUUUUCCCCUCGCUUGAACCGGAAUUCAACAAUAAUAAAGUUCUAAAAUCCACCUUUAAAGCGUUCCGAUUUCCAGCAUCUGGUGUCGUCAAUUUCGAGGUACAAAUCCGCUUCUGUCAGGAACGCUGUGAGCCGGUGCGCUGUCAUAACAGUAAAGAAUCAUAUGGCAGACGUCGGAAGCGUAGCGUGACUCCAAUUACCGGCGAGGCUAAAGUAAACACCACCACGACGACAAUACGUGUUGAAGAAUCAACGACGGCAAAAGGAGAGUCCGUUGCGGAGUACGAAGGGUCCUCUGAAGAGGUCACCGAAGAAGUCAUCAAGCAGGGACGGGCGGUGAUUCCACAGGACACCACCACUGAUUUGUACUCAGCCUCAACUACGGAGCUGCCGACUACUGAGCAAACAUUCGACAUCACCGCAGAAGACAGUAUAACCAAUUCCAAAAAUUCUAAUAUUCAUAUUGAAGACAUGGGCAAUACAAAUGUGACGAGCUCAAUUGAAGACGAACUUAAGAAACCGUAUGGAGGUUACGGAUUGGGCGGAGGAAAAAUUUAUGCUAAAAUUUUUCCUGAAGAUAUCGACGUACAGGUAGCUGCACAAUCGGCUUCAGCAAGGAGCUCUGACGGCGGAACUCACAGGCAGCCAGCCAUCACCGUAGAAAGCCACGUCAACAUGGAACCCCCGCCUAGUCGAACCAGAUCAUUGUUUCUGCCUGUACCUGAGCAGGGCGCAACGUUCGUACAGGAUAACAUACCGCUUCAUCAUUUGCCUCCCAUGAGGGCACGCUACUCGGCUCCCUCUAUUCCCGGUUGGCGCAUGAAUCCGCACGGACCCCAUUACCACCAGGAACUUUCACGUGCCUCUCGCUUUUAUCAGGUGCACUGGCCUGCCAAACAGCCACCGCAGCAAUUUUACUAUCGGGGCAUCAUUCGAGAACUGCCACAUAUCCCCGAGCCUCCACAGCUUCCAAAACUUUUCGUAGCCCCGCGUUUCCCAACGGGGCUUGAUCUUGUAUCAACAACAUACAGUAACGCUAGUGAAAAUCUGAUUGCCGAUUCAUCGGAAACACGUAGUUUCGAAGGCAAAUCCAUCUCCUCAGAAGAAGGGACAACUCACGCUCCUGAGGUACUAAGCAUAGCAAAGUGGAAUCAAGGAGACGCAUUGCACGAAAAAACGCGUAGUGAGGAUUUUGUUGAUGGUAUUCGCGGAAACUCGGUUUCUCAGAAGGAAAGCAGCCUGUUCCAAGACACAGCGAAAGUUGAGGAGUUUCCUUUAUCAAUGGCCAUCGUUGUUAGCGAUGAGUCAAAAACGCCCCAUGACAGGAACUGGGAUCGCGAGACGCCGACAUACAGACCCCCAAGAGCCAGAAAAAAAGAAAAUUCGAAAGUAAUCACAAACGGCCCAAACCAUGCGGCGGGUGCGGUACUCGACGAAGACGCGUUACUAGAGGCCGAAGAGGUCGUGUGCGACACCCACACCACCGUCAUUGUAACAGCCUUUAUUGUAUCUCUUGUACACAUAGCAUUGGCCUGCGCCGGCUAUCUAUUCUGGCGAUGGCACAGAGCAUCGUUCGAGCGAAGUCGAGCCCUCAUCCACAGCCUUCGAAGUUCGGGACAGCCGGGCUUACAUGGCCAACAAAUGUUUCUCGGACCCACUCACCCCAUGAACUAUCAAUACCUGCAGCACUCUUCAUCGUCAAAAGAUGGUCCCUCACGCGAAGUCCAUUCGCUUCGGUCUCCUGUUAUUUAUGGCACGUCCGAAGUCUCUUUCAGACAAGUUUAUGGGGACUUCGAAACUCCGCCGUAAAACACAUGCGCGCUGAAAAAUAUUUAAACAUUUGGGAAGCCGUGGCUUCCGACCGCCAGAGAUAACCUUUAGUAGAAGCUAAUGCGGCCAAUCUUGCUGGAAUAAUUCUGCACACAUUAUUUUGUCAUGUAUUUUUUGUAUAGUUUCUAAAAGCCUAACUAAUUUUACGGUCAUAGGUCGAAAAGCCAAGCUUUCCUGAUAAGCACAUUACGUACACGUAGUUACCAAUAUUUAGAAUCUGCUACUGGUCAUAUAAGCGUGAACCAUUGUACCUAUUAAGAUGGAAUCGUUACUGUGACAGCACUUGUGUGAAGAUAAAAAUAUACUUAAAUGGGUGUUCCGGUUUCGGCGCUAUGGCGCACAAUGUCUUCGAGCGAACGCGGCAUCAUGUUUUGAACGAUAUUUUUUACGCGUAUUUCGAUAAGCGAUGUACAAGCUGAUAAAAACAGCAAAGAAACACAUAACUAGAAACAUUAUUCGAUGACAACGCAGAACGUCAAGGAGAAUGUAAUUAGAAAAAUCAACAGGUUUCAUCAUUAUGCUACUAAAUUUGAAGAAGUAGUUUUUAUUUUUAGGUUCCUUUAAGACUAUUUGCUUGAUAAUAUUGCUUCUAUGUUUUCUUCAUUUUUAUUAUUGUUUUAUAGAGUACGACAUGUUGAAGAUAGGGCAAUAGCAUAUAUUUCAACAUAGAAAUGGGCCUGAUAUACGUGUCUCGUAUAAAGAUAUGCGUUUUUUGUUCUAAUCAAUGUCGUCAUUGCUACUGUUAUCUCUCUAUUCAUGGAAAGUUUCAAUUUUUUUCUCAUCAGAAACCACUGAAGCUCUUCAAGGGUAUCUUCAAAUGGCUAAGGAAUCUAUGUGUAAUUGUGUGUUUCUCUACAAAUUACAUUAAUAGUAAUAAUAAAAUUAACUGUGAUCAUUACUACAGGCAGAUUGUGUGUGAGCAUCAGGACGGGUAAUACUCGCAUCAUUAGUUCUCAUGAAAAUUGAAGGGCAAGUACAAAGGCAAAUAUUCAGUUUUAACUAUGGAUGCCCUUCGUGCGGUUACACUUUUCUAUCCACUCAAAAUAUAUAUAUACCGUGACAAUAGUGAUCAACUUAACGUCCUUCAACUGACGGAGGCAAGUAGAAAAAUCAACCUACUUUUGUCAAAUUUUAUUUACUGUUUAAAUGGCAAGUAAAAUGUUUCAUACGUUUACCCUAAAAAUGUACCAAGUACUUAAUUGAAUUAGUUAUUAUUGUUUUACCAGUUAGUAUCGCUUUUUUACAUAUUCGCUUUUUUUUUUUAGCAAUGUUUUUGGUAGGCUGAAAAAAAUUAUCUGCGUGUUUUUUUUUUCGUAUUUUAUCUUUAACAAGCAAUAAAACAUAUAUUCAUUCCAUAGAGUUACACUGCUUGACUUAUUCAUCUACUGGCGGCUGCUUGCUUAAAUCGAAAGAGCGUCUCAUUUUGCCCGUAAACUUAGGUGAGGUUCCAAGCGAAUCAAUCAAGCACCAACUAACUUCUAUAAAUCUCAUAUCUAAUGUGUUGUGAAAACUUUUCGUCUCGUAGGAUUCCUGUAAAACAAAAAUUGGUACUUUUGUUUUUUAAGAAAGCUUGUUUCAUGCCUACGUGGGAGAAAAACCUUUGAUCGAAACGCGAUCUUAACAAUGGAUGUUUUGUUUGUGUUUGUAUAAACCUGUAAGUGAAUAUCACAAAUGAACGUACGUUACGGUCAAUUACAUUACAGUCAGAUACGUUUGGCCGACGAAAAUGUUAUAACUUCUAACUAAGUUUUCACAUCGAUUCGAGCACAUCAGACAGGCCAUUUCACUUUAAAUCAAUAGAUUUGCCUACAUUUAUAAUGAAGAUAAAAACCAUCAUAAACAAGAUAAAAAUAUCAUAAACACUGUAUAAAAAUAAAUUGCAAGCUAAAAAGGUACCCUCUUAAUUUUAGUGAGCGUUGUACCCUGACGUCUUUGGAGUAGACACUGUAAAAUAAGACGCCUUGAUUUCCGGGAUAUAGCUUUUCAAAGGGCUUUAGAAACACAAACAGGCAAUGUAAAAUGAUAUACUAUGAUUACAUUUCCAGACGUAAACUGUCAAAUAUUCGAGUACGGAUUACGUAUUUAUAAUUUUCCUUGUCUCGUUUAAAAUCAAAUAGGCGCAAUUACCAUUUCACCUAUUACGGCCACAAUAGGAAUUCGAAGCUAUUCUAUAGAGUAAACAGAUGAGAAAAUAAGGUCUCGUUCGUAACUUUCGCCUACUUGGACAUCACCUUAUUAUGUUUUCAGUAAAUAAAAAUUUAUUAAUAAUUAUAGUUAGCUAAGGAUCAUACGGUCAAAGUACGAUCAGAAUUAAACCAACAAUGGGUGACUUUCAAUGCGCUAAUCCUUAUUGGGUUUACAUUGCUACACUUCGUACUAUGUACUAGAUCGUAGUACGAAGUGUAGAACGAGUGGCUAUGUUUGUUGAUUAUCCGGAUUACGUAGCGAUCAAGCCAGCGUUUUGCCUGCCUAAAGCUUUCCUUUGGCAAAGGAAAGCUUUAGGCAGGCUUAUAAGCACAGCAUUAAUCGAGGCGACCAAUACCGUUUUCUAAUAUUUUCCGUAAUACCGAGGUAGACGUAUUAGCGAGGCUGAAGUUUGUGUCUGGACUUGUAUUGUAUGGUUGUCAACUGUUUAAAAAUGUCUGGCCGUUACAUUUUACAGAUAAGUCUAGAAAUCGUUGUUGGAAGUUCCCUCUUUGGGCGAGCUACUCUAUUUAAAUAUGGUCAAAAAUGACCGCGAAUGACUUUAAACGAAACUGGAAAAACUGAAGGAUUCGCUAAAGAUGCUUAUGGUAUACGCAAGCAGAAAUCGUCUUAGGCUAAAGGCAACAGACCAGUGUUUCGUUGCCGGUUUAAAUCAUAUUGUAUAGUACAAAUAAAUAACGUAGAGAAUUAAAAAACAAAGGUACUUUUUAUUUGGACCGUUGGCGUUUCACACAAAGAAGAAAACACAUUUUUACUGAAGGACAUUAGAAAAAAAAUCGAUUUUUAGAACUACUGAAAUGGUCACAGCUGUAUCUGGUAGUAAACCGCUGUCAAAUCGGCGAGUGACCAUUCAUAAAGGCUACUUAUAGAGGAAAGUUACCGUACUCAUUCAAAGAACAAGCACAGUCAAUCAACAAGCAAAAAUAGGCUACACAAAAACUUUGCGAAAUCACUGACAUUGUAGAUUUGCCCGUUAAAAAAUGUAGGUUAGGAUGGGUUUUACUAGACCCAUCUGGACUUUCGCCGACAGACCUAUAAGGAAGCACGGCAACCAUAAAAGCCGUCAUUUUUUCCUUCGAGUAUCUAAUUCCUGGAGAGAAUUUUCUGCCAAAACAGAGAUUUGAAUCAGUGUGGUUGCGUGACCGUUCGUGCCAUGACGACCGGGUCAACGUGUUCAGAGAGGUGUGCAUUAGGUAUUUACGUCACGUUUAUCUUCAAUACUGUAUACCUAUAAUACC
Molecule: messenger RNA, 10214 nt
Organism: Varroa destructor (honeybee mite)
Lineage: Eukaryota; Metazoa; Arthropoda; Arachnida; Mesostigmata; Varroidae
Biological process (GO): anatomical structure morphogenesis
Source: RefSeq, a predicted model, not a curated record